Molecule: messenger RNA, 749 nt
Organism: Rubroshorea leprosula
Lineage: Eukaryota; Viridiplantae; Streptophyta; Magnoliopsida; Malvales; Dipterocarpaceae
Source: the annotation of a GenBank genome assembly
CCCCUCGUCGUCCGUCACUAUAAAAGACGAACACGGAACGCUGCAACCGUGAAGUUUCCGGCUGCAUUCGUCUCUCUCGUUAAGAAAUCCAACUUAAUCUUCACAACCCAGGAAAAAGAUGAACAUUUUCAGCAAAAAACCCAAUCCCAAAGAGGCUCUUCGGGAGAGCAAGAGAGACAUGGCUCAUGCUACAAGAGGCAUAGAGAAGGAAAUUGGAGCUCUGCAGCUAGAAGAAAAGAAGCUUGUUGCUGAAAUAAAAAGAACUGCUAAAACUGGAAAUGAGGCUGCAACUAAAGUUCUAGCCCGACAGUUGGUCAGGCUUAGGCAGCAAAUAGCCAAAUUGCAAGGUAGUCGGGCCCAAAUGAGAGGCAUAGCAACUCAUACACAGGCAAUGCAUGCACAGUCUUCUGUUGCUGUUGGCAUGCAAGGAGCCAGUAAGGCUAUGGCAGCAAUGAAUAAGCAAAUGAACCCUACAAAGCAAGCAACGGUUAUCCGUGAAUUUCAGAAACAGUCAUUACAGAUGGACAUGACUAGUGAUAUGAUAUCUGAUGCAAUUGAUGAUGCCUUGGAUAAUGAUGAGGCUGAAGAAGAGACUGAAGAGCUAACUAAUCAGGUUCUUGAUGAAAUUGGUGUUGAUGUUGCCUCACAGGUUAGUAAUAGUUCACAUUUUUCCUUUCAUUUUUGGAUUUAUUUUUCUUAAAGUUUGAAGUUUGUUCUUCAUGCUGAACUCUUUGCUCAAUGUGUUGUGC